CGAUAGAAACUUCGAAAAUUCUUUCAAGACAUUAUGGCUUUCAUUCUGAAGAAGAUGAGGUGCAAGACUAUUCGUCCUGAUUGCGUCAAGCCCAGUAUUAUUCUUCCACGUUCUGUGAAGGUCAAGAAGAUAGCUUCAGAGUCUGGGAUGGAUGUUUCCAGGCUACAGAUUUCUCUCCAGAGGCUAUCAGUCUCCGAUUUUAGCAACUGCAGCUCGCUGAUUUCACUAAAUGAUUUAUCGAACUCUCUUGUUGGAUCAAAUCUGCAUUUUUUUACCCUCCAGGAGCUGCAAGUGAUGACCAAUAAUUUUUCCAGGGAUGAGCUCCUUGGAAGAGGUGGGUUUGGAAAAGUGUAUAAAGGUUUCAUUGAUGACAGACUUAAGCCUGGCUUGAAGGCUCAGCCUGUGGCUGUUAAGGUCUUGGAUUUAAAUGGCUCUCAAGGUCAUGAUGAAUGGCUGGCCGAAGUGAUCUUCCUGGGACAAUUGAAGCAUCCCCAUCUUGUGAAAUUGAUCGGAUGUUGCUGUGAAGAUGAGCACAGGCUUCUGGUUUAUGAAUACAUGCCACUUGGAAACUUGGAGAGCAAAUUAUUUGAAAAUUAUUAUGCACCAUUGCCAUGGUUAACAAGAAUAAAAAUCGCAAUAGGAACUGCUGAGUGUCUAGCUUUUCUCCAUGGAGAAGCAAAACCAGUAAUAUGCAGAGAUUUAAAGUCUUCAAACAUCUUACUAGACAAGGAUUAUGUUGCUAAGCUCUCUGAUUUCGGAUUAGCUAAGGAUGGUCCACAGGGAGAUGAUACACACAUUUCAACCCGUGUCAUGGGCACUGAAGGCUAUGCAGCUCCGGAAUACCUACAAACUGGUCACCUGACGACUAUGUGCGAUGUCUAUAGCUUUGGCGUGGUGCUUUUGGAGCUACUAACUGGUAAGAAAAUUGUUGACAGAAACCGGCCCAGAAAAGAGCGGUAUCUGGUGGAAUGGGCUAGGCCGAUGCUCAAAGACUUCAAUAAACUUGAGCAAAUUUUGGACCCAAGACUUGAAGGCCAGUACUCAACAGAGGGAGUCAAAAGGGCUGCCAAAUUGGCUUAUCAAUGCCUAAGGCGUGACUCCAAGGCUAGGCCCACAAUGAGCAAUGUGGUCAAGACUUUAGAGCCUCUCCUGGACAUGAAUGACAUCCCAAGGGGACCCUUUGUUUUCAUUGUUUCACCUGAAGGCAACACAAGUUUUGUGCUUAAUAACAAUGAUGAAAAGGGUGAAGAAAAGGAGGAGAAGAAGGAUGACAAAAGCAGCCAUCGGUAACGAAAGGUUCAACAACAACGGCGUCGGACUAGGCCAUCAAGGUCUAGAGCUGUAUAUUUUGAUACUGCUUUGUAUAAAGCCCUUGGAAGUAGACUGUACUCUCUCAAGAACUAGAGGCAAUAGUGGGGCAAAAUGAGGCAUAGCUUUUAGCAUUAAGAUGAUCAAUUUUCUUUUGGCACUAUUUCUAGAGUGAUGUAUUUGCAGAAUA
This is a messenger RNA of Pistacia vera, 1498 nucleotides long. Its product is annotated as serine/threonine-protein kinase RIPK-like. The record is from RefSeq and is a predicted model, not a curated record. The transcript is spliced from 5 exons. NCBI's taxonomy places the organism in Eukaryota, Viridiplantae, Streptophyta, Magnoliopsida, Sapindales, Anacardiaceae. The coding region runs from base 34 to 1290 and encodes 418 amino acids. Gene Ontology annotation, molecular function: protein kinase activity; ATP binding. Gene Ontology annotation, biological process: protein phosphorylation.